This is a messenger RNA of Candoia aspera, 1630 nucleotides long. RefSeq names its product solute carrier family 35 member D3 (gene SLC35D3). Bases 336 to 1598 code for a protein of 420 amino acids. The transcript has 2 exons. Gene Ontology annotation, cellular component: Golgi apparatus. Gene Ontology annotation, molecular function: antiporter activity. The record is from RefSeq and is a predicted model, not a curated record. Lineage: Eukaryota; Metazoa; Chordata; Lepidosauria; Squamata; Candoiidae.
CUCUGCGUCAGCAAGAGCAGCUGGGGGAUCUGGUAGGCUGCUGGUGGCCGAAUCUGCGGAGGCAUUUCCCAGAGAAUCCUGCCCCCCCUGCCGCCCACCACGAUUGAUCACCGACCGACCCCCUCCCGCUGCCGCCCCUCCGCCGUCAAGCGCUGCGCUCGGGGCUGUCAGCAAAGUUGUCUCUGCUUCUUUCCUCGCGGCUGCCUAAGCGCGGAGCCCCUUGCACCCCGGCGGCCCCCAGACAGGAGAGGACCGCAGCUCCUUCCCGUGCCUCGGAGGGGCGGGAGCCGGGGCGCCGACCGGCUUGGGCGGCCAGGGGUCGGUGUGUGGGCAGCAUGCAGCCGUGCCGGGGGCGCGCGUUGGGCAUCUCCGUGGCAGUGGCGCACGGGGUUUUCUCCGGCUCGCUCAACAUCCUGCUGAAGUUUCUCCUCAACCGUUACCACUUCACCUUUCUGUCGCUGCUGCAGUGCCUGACCAGCUCCACGGCGGCGCUCAGCCUGGAGGUGCUGCGGCGGCGGGGCACCCUAGAAAUGCCGCCCUUCAGCUUCAGCCUGGUGCGCGUCUUCGCUGGGGUCACGGUCCUCUCCACGCUGCAGUCCUGCCUCACCCUCUGGUCCCUGCGCGGUCUCAGCCUGCCCAUGUACGUGGUCUUCAAGCGCUGCCUGCCCCUCGUCACCCUCCUCAUCGGCGUCCUGGUGCUCAAGAACGGCAUCCCCUCCCUCGGGGUGUCGGUGGCCGUCCUUAUCACCACCUGCGGGGCUGCUCUGGCAGGUGCGGGUGACCUGACAGGUGAUCCCGUUGGGUAUGUGACUGGAGUCCUCGCUGUGUUGGUACAUGCAGGAUAUUUGGUUCUCAUUCAAAAGACGAGUGCAGAUAGUGACUAUGGGCCCCUGACAGCCCAGUAUGUCAUUGCAGUUUCAGCCACACCUUUUCUCAUCCUGUUCACCUUUGUCAGCAUGGAAGCUAUCACUAUCUGGUCCUUCCCAGGAUGGAAAGAUCCCCUCAUGACUUUCAUCUUUAUUGCUUGUAUCUUAAUGGGCUGCGCCAUGAAUUUUACCACCCUUCAUUGUACUUACAUUAACUCAGCUGUAACCACUAGUUUUGUUGGUGUUGUGAAGAGCAUCGCAACCAUCACAGUUGGUAUGGUAGCAUUCAAUGAUGUGGAGCCCACAAAGCUGUUUAUAGCAGGUGUGGUGGUAAACACUGUAGGAUCCAUCAUUUAUUGUGUAGUCAAGUUUAUUGAGACAAGGAAACAGAGUAAUUAUGAAGAUCUGGAAGAGGAACUUAGAGAAGAAGAGAAGAAAGACUGUGAUGGAGAUCAACCACCCUUUUUAAUGGAGGAGAUGCCCAAGGAGACAGAGUCUGAAGAUCCAAUAGUGGAGGAAUCAGCAAAUGAAAAUAAACAGCAAAGAAUGGAAGAGACAGGCAGCACUGGAGAAGAAGGAAAUGCUGCUGUUGUUCCCAAAGGUGGUAGCUUUGAAGGACUUAACAGAAACUCACUAAAGGAUGCCUAUCUUGGAAUAUGGAGGUUAAUCAGGGGGGCCAAUUACGCAAAGAAAGAUUAUCUAGUAGAAAAUGAAGAGUUACCAAGCCCUUGAAGAAUAAUUCUGUAACAAAUCCUAAUCAAGAA